This is a messenger RNA of Xenopus laevis (African clawed frog), 3912 nucleotides long. RefSeq lists its product as uncharacterized. NCBI's taxonomy places the organism in Eukaryota, Metazoa, Chordata, Amphibia, Anura, Pipidae. The transcript has 2 exons. The coding region runs from base 639 to 2834 and encodes 731 amino acids. The record is from RefSeq and is a predicted model, not a curated record.
AUACCUCGAGGCUUUAGGGUCAGAAAUGUACCAACAUUAGGGAGGGCCAACCCUGAAUUUUGCAGUAAGUGGUGCAAAAUUCUCAAUAAGUGUUCAGCUGACUUGCUACUCCUAGUGGUUGAAUUUGUGGGGAAGGAGCUUAAGGCUAUCCAAGGGGAAAUUGGUGAAUUUGAGACCCAGCAACUGACACACCUGACACAGGACAAGACAGUGGACUGGAUGAAGAAUAUUGAAUCCAAUCUGACUAAAUAUAGGCAAGAACUAACUACCUUUAAAGAAAAGAAAUUACUGACUGUCAGGGACGACUAUAAGCAGAAAAGAGUGUACCGGUGGUUACUGGGACUACCUGAGCAGAAAUCGAGGGGGACCACUCGUAGAUACAAACCAUUCUCCCUGAUCACAGUUGAUAGUUCUGGAGAGUCUACUGAUUCAGAUCAAGGCAAUCAGGCUAGUUCCAGCUCCACUCGGCCUAUUUCUAGUUCCACUCAGCCUUUUUUAGCCGACAGCCCCCAGCUACCUGUAGACCCGGGAGAAGGAGGGGGAUCCCUAGGAGGGGAGGGAAGAAAAAUAAGCGACAAACCCCCACGGAGAGGGAGGAGGAAGAUAUAGUGGUGAACCUUUCCAGUCACAGGUUGAGUAUGGGAGAGAGUAGAUUACUGAAUAGGGGUUUGAAGUUUGUCCCGACAAACUGGGCCACACCGUUUGAGACCUAUAAAGACAUUCAUAAGUUUAAAAGACAACUGAAAUUAAAAGAUUUCUUUAAGGAACAGGCUCCCACGACACCAGUGAUUUUUAAGGCUAAAAGUACCUUUGACCCUCCGAAUACGGCACCCUCUAUCUCUACCUUUACACACCUUCUUAGUAGAGACUUGUGGAAACUACACAACACUAAGAUGAAUCAUUUUGCCAAUCUCACAAGGGUGGAAAGGGAGGCGAUUAAAACUUUACAAGCAGAUAAAGAUAUCAUUAUCCGACAGGCCGACAAGGGGGGUGGAAUUGUGAUUUUGGAUAAAACCUAUUAUGUGGAUGAGAUUACUAAACAGCUAUCUGACACGGACACAUAUGUAAGGUUAAAGGGAGAUCCCACUGUGAAGUUCAAACAGAAAUUGGACACAUUGAUUAACACAGCUGUGGUAGCAGGAUGGGUAGAUGAGAAUACUAAACGCUUUUUAACUACUGAUUUCCCCAAGAUACCCUUCCUCUACACCUUACCAAAAAUCCAUAAGUCCUUGUCCGCACCCCCUGGGCGCCCUAUCAUCUCUGCGGUGGGUUCGCUGUUUCAACCCAUCGCCAUUUUUAUUGAUCACUACUUACAGCCCAUAGUACAACAGAUGGACUCAUACGUGAAAGACACCACGCAUUUGCUGACCAUGCUGAAGGAGUUGAGGGUACCCCCUGAUAGUAUAUUGGCUACCAUGGAUGUAUCCAGUUUAUAUACCGUGAUUCCCCACGAGGCAGGGAUAGCGGUUUGCAGAGAGGCUCUGAGUAGAAUACAGGUGGAUGGCCCCCCCGUGGAAUUCCUGAUAGCCCUGUUAGACUUGAUUCUAUCUCACAAUUAUUUCAUGUUUAAUGAUAAAUUCUUUUUACAAGUGGCAGGAACCGCGAUGGGCUCCAAUGUGGCCCCGUCAUUUGCCAACUUAUGCAUGGAAAGCUAUGAGAAGACUGUGUUUUUACCCAGAGGGGGUAGCAACAUCUAUUUCUAUAAACGCUAUAUCGACGACUUGUUAUUGGUGUGGGGGGGUACAGCGAGGGAAUUAACUGACUUUCACGCAUCCCUCAAUGAGGGAGAUUCCCCUAUCAAACUGACCCUAUCCCAUGACACGCAGACUAUUGAUUUCUUGGACGUGACUUUAUACAAGCAGGGAGAGGGGUUGGGCACCACCUUGUACAAGAAGCCCACUGAUAAAAAUAGUCUUAUUCAGGCACAAUCUCACCAUCCUACACACAUGUCCCGGGGGGUCCUAUACUCGCAAUUUUUGAGGAUUAUCAGAAACAAUUCUGACAGGAACAUGGCACAAACACAACUUACUACUCUAACUGAACAAUUUGUGGCGAGGGGCUAUGACCGCACAUUAGUGAUAGAACAGCGGAGACGAGCGGAAUUGAAGACCCAAGAUGACCUAUUGAAGCCUGGUUUGAAUACGAGGAGGGCUCCUCCAGACUUGAUAUUUUCAACACAAUGGACUGAGAUCAGUGGGGAGACGAAAAGAGCUCUGCGGAACCGGUGGGAAAUUAUACAGUCUGAUCAAAGCUUACCUUUUGCCAAUCAAAGACCUUUGUUGGCGUAUAAGAGGGGACGGAAUUUGGGAGAUCUUCUAGUGACUAAGGAUGUGUUUGUACCCCCUAGAACAGGGACUACCUGGCUGGACAGACCCCUUAAGAAAGGGUGUUAUAAAUGCGCGGGUUGUCUGACCUGUAGUGGGAUGUUGCAGGGAGCCCAAUUCUCACAUCCCAGUACUGGAGUAAAAUUUGACAGACACAGGGUGACCUGUACCUCGGAUCAUGUGGUCUACAUGGCCUGGUGCCCAUGUGGACUGUACUACGUGGGCAAAGCUGGAACAUCGUACAGGGAGAGAAUGAACAAUCACAGAUGCGCUAUACGUAUGGCCCUUACAUCUGGCAAAGCUGACCAACCAGUAGCACGACACUGGCUCAAAUUAAAACACUCGUUACCACAGUUUCGGCACAUGAUCAUCGACCAUGUGCCUGUUCCACGCAGGGGAGGUAAUAGGGGACUGAUGUUGAUACAAAGGGAGACACAAUGGAUUUUUAAGUUGGAUACUUUAGCUCCCAAAGGACUAAACGAAACAUUACCCAUGUCAUCCUUUUAUUAAGAGACGAUUCUUGGACUGAUGUAUAACACAGAAUCAGCUUAUAUACUUUGUUGCAUUAUCAUUUCAUUGAAGAGGAUUCCCAGUGGAAAAUAACCAUAUUACUGUAUGUGAUAGGUUCCUUGGGCCCGAGUCACGGGAUGUUCCCCUUUGUUGGGGGGUACCGUGCAGUAAGACAAUAUGUUUGAUGGUUUUGUUUUUGUCUUUCUUUAUGCUUUCAGGUGGAUUCGGAACCCCAGAUGGGAUCUAGGAGAGGACAGAAGGAAAAUGGCCCAGGCCACACUGUGCACACCGGGGCUGUCUAAGUUUCCUGGCGAUAUGUAGAUUCGAACAACAUGAACCUCCGUGCGACUGCAGUAACGUGGAGCGAUGGUGACAGUAACGCAAGUAAGACAUGCCGGUUACCCUUGAUGCGCCUGAAGCCCCGACACAAUCUCCUAUGGUACCACACCUAAAUGUUGAGCGUCCAGUUCCCAUGGUGAUGGGGGCGGAGCCUAGCACGCACACGAGCAGGGGAGCAGCACGUCGAGAUGAGUCGUUGGAUGGGGAUUCGGUAGGAAGGUGAACUACGGACAGCCGGUGUCUGGUGCGCACAGCGGCAGCAAUGGGCAACAAUGGAGCUCGCGUCCUGUUUCCUAGAUCCUACUGGGGCAAGUACAACAUCCUAUAUUUAUUUCAAGCUUAUGUUAUAACGAGUCCGGAUGGCUGUAUGUUAUGUUUGCUUUUAACCGCACUGGAGCACUGACACCAUCACUCGUGAUGGUAACAUGGGGCACACAUUUUCUCUGUCACUUUCUUGUAAACAUUGUGACUAAUGGGAUAGUCACAAUACUAUUUAUUAACACUAGAUUGCAACUUUGUAGCCCUAUUUUCAGCAUGUAGAUACGAUGUAUGGCAUUUUUGACUGGUUUGACACACAAUGAUGACGUCACCCAAGGUUUUUUGGCGCCAUUGAGCACAUUUAAAAGCACGAGCACUGUUAUAUGGGGUUCACUUUCCUGAAGACGGCACGCGGAUUGUUGCCGAAACGUUGAAUAAAUAAACACUUGGAUAUUUUUGUAUUUGACAAAGACCUAGGAGU